Molecule: messenger RNA, 645 nt
Organism: Magnusiomyces paraingens
Lineage: Eukaryota; Fungi; Ascomycota; Dipodascomycetes; Dipodascales; Dipodascaceae
Exons: 1
Coding region: 1-645 (214 amino acids)
Biological process (GO): DNA-templated transcription
Cellular component (GO): RNA polymerase I complex; RNA polymerase II, core complex; RNA polymerase III complex
Molecular function (GO): DNA-directed RNA polymerase activity; DNA binding
Source: RefSeq, a predicted model, not a curated record
AUGGAAGACCCUGAACGCGUAGCAUCCCGGCUGUGGCGCGUGUACCGGACCACUAAGGAAAUGGUGCGAGACCGCGGGUACCUGAUUUUACAGAAAGAAAUCGACAUUACACUGGACGAGUUUCGAGCACAGUUCUGCGACUCGAUGGGCAACGUGACGCGCAAAAUGAUGUCGUACCAAGCCACUCCUACAGAUGAAACUCUUGCCAAGUUUCCGACCCUGGGCACAUUAUGGGUCGAGUUUUGUGAUGAGGCCACAGUUGGCGUGCGUACCAUGGACAAUCUGUGCUUGCAUGUGCUGGAAAAAAACUUCCAAACCGCCAUCUUUGUCUAUCAAACGUCACUGUCGCCAGGUGCUGUCCGCAAAAUCUCAUCGGUCGAACCGGCCUCCAUUGAUACCUUUCAGGAAAAUGACCUGGUUGUUAAUAUUACCCACCAUGUCUUGGUCCCUAAACACCUUGUCCUUUCAGCCGACGAGAAAAAGGAGCUCCUCACGCGCUAUAAGCUCAAGGAGUCGCAGCUCCCGCGCGUUCAGCGUGAAGACCCCAUUGCUCGUUACUUAGGCCUCAAGCGUGGCCAGGUCGUCAAAAUUAUCCGUCUCAGUCCUACAGCCGGUCGUUAUGCCAGUUACCGUAUUUGUUUAUAA